Messenger RNA from Galendromus occidentalis (western predatory mite), 969 nucleotides. RefSeq lists its product as uncharacterized. NCBI's taxonomy places the organism in Eukaryota, Metazoa, Arthropoda, Arachnida, Mesostigmata, Phytoseiidae. The transcript has a single exon. The coding region runs from base 1 to 969 and encodes 322 amino acids. The record is from RefSeq and is a predicted model, not a curated record.
AUGGAAGCUCCUUCUAACUUCGAAGCAUCUCAGAUCAUGCAAACAGAGCGUGGAAAGCUGAAGUUGGCCUUCCGUGGACGUAUGUACACUCAGGACAAGAGGAACUCCAUCGGCAUCUUACAGUUCUGGCGAUGUGAGUUCAAAGACAAAUGCAGGGCCCGACUGCACACGGCUGUGGGGACUGACGAGGUUGUGAAAGUCGUCGGGGAACACAGCGAUCCAGCCGAUGCUGCAUAUGUUGAGGUCGCUGCUGGCAACUCCGAGCUCAAGCGUCGAGCACUCUCAACUCAAGAAGCUCCUUCCCAGCUGCUGAAUAAUCUUGCGGCGAGCUUAACCGUUGCUGGCCGGGGAUGUCUUCCGAAGCACGAUUCUAUCAAACGGAGAAUUAAUAGAAUGCGCGGCGAGAACUCUCAAGCGCCCGCUUGUCCGACUGACCGAGCUUCUAUAAUUAUUGUACCAGAGGCCUACACCAUGUAUCAGUGCGAGCCAGGAGCUUCAGAACGCUUCCUCCUGGGCGACUCUGGCGUCGGGGAUGAGAAGCGAAGUCCGAUCUUCGGUCGAGAGUCGGCUGCUGAGUGGGUGGCUGACGCACAGCGAAUUCACGUCGAUGGGACUUUCAGUCUAGCUCCGGGACAAUUCGAGCAAUUAUUCGUGAUCCUCGCCGAUCGUGGAGGGUACGCCAUUCCCUUGUGCUACGGGCUGCUUCCAGACAAGUCGGAAGAGUCGUAUCGUCAAAUGCUCGACCUCAUCAUGGAAGCCUUCCCGGCUCUCAAUAUUUCGUCAAUCGCCAUGGACUUCGAAAUGGGUCUCAUAAACGCUUUCAAGGCGGUUUUCCCGACCGCUGAAGUCCAUGGUUGUCUCUUUCACUUGGUGAAGAAUAUGAAGAAAAAAGUUGCAUCGUUCAAUCUCGCGCCUUUUGUCGAGCGCACCUCUGAAUGCCUGAAGUCGGGGCAUUUGUGCUCAGUUUGA